AUGGAAUCAGCAACACUUAGAAUUAAUAAUAUUUCAGGUCACUUGACAACAAGUGGAGUCAGAGGAGGAGGACAAUGCCCAUUCUCACAAAAGUCUACUGCACCAUUGGCAUGCCCAGAAAAGGCAUGGUCAGUGAUCAAUACUUCACCACACGCCAAACCAAACCCAAUUCGUGUUUUGGUGACUGGUGCUGCCGGUCAAAUCGCCUAUUCAUUGGUGUUUAUGAUUGCUAGUGGACAGAUGUUUGGUCCAUACCAACCGGUCGUCCUCCAUCUUUUGGAUAUCCCCAAGAUGCAAGAAGUGUUGAAUGGUGUCGUGAUGGAACUCAACGACGGUGCAUUCCCAUUGCUCGCAGGUACUGUCGCCACCACCGACGUCAAGACUGCCUUUAUGGGCAUCCAGGUGUGUUUGAUGGUUGGUGCAUUCCCACGUGGUCCAGGUAUGCAACGUAGCGAUCUUCUCAAGAUGAACGCCAACAUUUUCAAAGAGCAAGGUGCAGCACUUGCCAAAUACGCAGCUCGCGGUGUCAAGGUAUUGGUCGUCGGCAACCCAGCCAACACCAACGCCUACAUUGCAUGUCUUGCUGCCAAGGCAGACCUCCCUUCCACCAACUUUUCAGCACUCACUCGUCUCGACCAGAACCGUGCUGUAUCGAUGAUUGCCGAACGUGUAGGUGUACCAGUCGCCAAGGUCAAGAAUGUGUCCAUCUGGGGUAACCAUUCACUCACCCAAGUGCCAGACGUUACCAACGCUGUCAUUCAAGAUUUUCCAGAAAAGGGGUUAACCACCCCCGUAUUGACUGCCGUCAAUGACAACAAGUGGUUGGAAGAAUCGUUUAUUCCACAAGUCCAAAAUAGAGGUGCUGCUGUCAUUGCUGCGCGUAAGCUCAGCUCGGCUGCAUCAGCUGCCAAUGCUAUCGUCGGUCAUAUGCGUGAUUGGGUACUCGGCACCAAGGACGGUGAAACUGUAUCCAUGGCUGUUGUCUCUGACGGCUCUUACAACAUUCCAAAGGGAUUGGUCUUUUCCUUCCCCGUCCAAUGUCGUGCUGGUGAAUGGUCUAUUGUUCAAGGUCUCAAAAUCACUCCAUUUAUCCAAUUAAAAUUAGAUGCAACUACAAAGGAAUUACAAUCUGAAAUUGAUGCUUUACCAAAAUAA
Molecule: messenger RNA, 1155 nt
Organism: Cavenderia fasciculata
Lineage: Eukaryota; Evosea; Eumycetozoa; Acytosteliales; Cavenderiaceae
Gene: mdhA
Product: malate dehydrogenase
Exons: 1
Coding region: 1-1155 (384 amino acids)
Biological process (GO): malate metabolic process; tricarboxylic acid cycle; oxaloacetate metabolic process
Molecular function (GO): L-malate dehydrogenase (NAD+) activity
Source: RefSeq, a predicted model, not a curated record